This is a messenger RNA of Paramacrobiotus metropolitanus, 1807 nucleotides long. RefSeq lists its product as uncharacterized. The transcript is spliced from 6 exons. NCBI's taxonomy places the organism in Eukaryota, Metazoa, Tardigrada, Eutardigrada, Parachela, Macrobiotidae. Bases 95 to 1354 code for a protein of 419 amino acids. The record is from RefSeq and is a predicted model, not a curated record.
UAGAACCAUCAAAUAACUCAGUUUCCCGGGAAAGCGUACGGUUAUUCAUUCUAGCAUCCCAUUCUAACGAAAAACAUCGUUUCACAGCGCACAAAUGGAGUUCCGUUUUUUGCCGGAAACGUUGCUGCUAGCAAUCGGCGUCCUACCGCUGCAUACCUUUUGCAAUUGCUCUUCGAAAUGGAAGUGUACGGCUCGAUGGACCGUUUUAUUGCCGAUGGCCUUUAUAUUAGGUGGACUAGCCCAUUCCAUUCUUAUAACUGCCGAAUUCGUCGCGGAGAUUUUGCAUACACCGUACAGCACACGGGAGAACCCCACUCUUCACGCACUGAGCGUGAUGUGGAACAUGAUUUUUGUCUUCCAACCGACAGUUGUCUUAUUCCUUUUCCUUUGUAAACGCACUUCUUGGCACCGUGCUCAACGGUCGGUGGAAAAUCUGGCAGAUUUAAGCGGUACGCGAAUUACGAGAUUGUGCAGAUGGAAAUCAAUCGCACGCUUCCUGUCGUUGAUAAGUUUAUUUGUAACAGUCAUGUGGGAGUUUUUGGAUUGGCGGUCGUACAUGGACAACGAUCCCCGUUUUUAUGGCAAAGAUUUUCAGCAAGGCUACACGCCGCUCCCGAUAAAAAUCAGCGUCACGAACACGUUACUGAUUUGGAUUGCCUUGUGUACCAUUCCAUACUAUUUAGUCCAACAGCUGCACAUCUGUGUUAUAUUGAGCGCCAUUGUGCUGCGCGAUGCUUGUGCGGAAAUGUUGCACCGAUUACAAGUUCUCUGUACCGACAUUCAAAACAACCGAUGUUUGCCCGUUGGAAUUUCUCGCACUGUGCUAAGUUUCUACAGUUUCUAUGUCGAACUGGUUAACUGUCUGCACGACCUGAAUACGCUCUGGAAUUCCGUACUGUGCAGUAUAUUCGGAUUUAAUACCAUACUGACAUGUUGUUUUCUGGCUAUGGUGAUGUUUAGUCCAUCAGAAGUCGUUACGGUAUUGAUCUUCAACUAUGCCAGUUUGAUCACAUUCCUCGGUAUCGUGGUAGUAUUUUCUAUUCCGUUGGUUCAAGUACACGAGCAGGGUAGAAGAAUUCCGUUGUUAUUGUACCAGUUACAAAUGGCUGUUGAGAACCUCAAGAAGAUGACACCGGAAUACAAAGAAGUACGACAUAAAGAGUUCCGAUUUUUAAUACAUGUAUUGGAAUACAUGGAGGAUAUAUCGCAGGACCACAAUUUGUGUUUUAGCGGAAGCGAUUUUGUCGUUUAUUCGAGACAUGUUCUGGCCAAAGCGUGUGCGAUGCUAUUAUCAGCGGCGAUACUGGCUCAAGGAAUCGUUAACCGGAGUAGAAUAAAUGCAUUGUGUGACUGAACACAAUAUUCACUUCUUCCAGUUGAGCUGGAGAAAACGAUAAUGGUGGCAAAAACUGGGAGCAAUAUGCCGGGACGUGCAAGGCAUAAAUAAAAUCGAUAUCCUGAUUUGCUACUGAUGUGACGGACUGGAAAUUAGUUAUGUAAUGCUUUGCAUCUCUUGUCUCGGUUACGUCUUUUUUGUUGGUUUUGUCUUUGACAAUGUGAGGGAAUGCACAAAACCUGUUGGAAAAAUUAUAUUUUGGACAUUCAAGGUGUUGCGUACUGUUGUACUGCAGUAACUGUAAUGACAAGUAAGUAACACUAUGUACCAACAAAUACAUACUUUAAAGAACGUCUUUUUUGGCUUCUGUGUAACUUAAUAAUUGUAAGUACAAAGCACGGUUUUCACGAUUUUUCUUGAUAAGGUCAUAUGAGCUGCUAAACUUCAGCAAUGUGAUCUCUCCGAUAAAAA